Molecule: messenger RNA, 2505 nt
Organism: Phascolarctos cinereus (koala)
Lineage: Eukaryota; Metazoa; Chordata; Mammalia; Diprotodontia; Phascolarctidae
Gene: SLC5A6
Product: solute carrier family 5 member 6
Biological process (GO): transmembrane transport; sodium ion transport
Cellular component (GO): membrane
Molecular function (GO): symporter activity
Source: RefSeq, a predicted model, not a curated record
CAGCGGCAGUACUACGCCUGGGGCAGCUGCCAGUGGAGCAAGCUGGGGUGCGGUGGGGGCGGAUCUGGAGAGGUAGAGAUACCAUCUCUGCUCUGGGCCGAAAAGCGUUAUGACUUGGAGGCAAGGAAGUAAAGAAUCUGCUGGGCAAAGGUAGGGUCCAAUCAGAAGCAGUUGGGAAGAACAGAGCUUAUGAUAAUGCAAAGCGUGUGAUUCACCAGAUCCACCAGAUCUUGGCUUCUACCAUGCCCCCUGGCAGAGGAGGAGAACAGUGAGGAGAGUGAUUGGGCACCAGGUUGUAGUUGAAAUUCAUCUUUUGCUUGCACGGCUGGAGAGCAUUGCAGAAUCUGUGAGGGAUACCUAGGUACAGGGCAUGGGCAUCAGAGAAUUCUAUUCGGGGGUAAGUCCAUCCACCAUAACCCUUUCAACAGCAGCCCCUCCAAUAACCCCAUCUCGCUUUACCCUUGUGGACUAUGGAGUAUGUGCACUGUUGUUGGUGGCAUCACUUGCAAUUGGACUGUUCUAUGCACGUCGAGGCAGGGGCCAGGACACAGUCCGCCAGUUCCUGUUGGCUGACCGUAGCAUGGGCUCCCUACCUGUGGCACUAUCUCUACUUGCCACCUUUCAGUCAGCUGUGGCCCUCCUGGGAGUCCCUGCGGAGAUCUACCGUUCUGGCACUGAGUAUUGGUUCCUAGGCUGCUCCUACUUACUAGGUCUGCUGGUGCCUGCCCAUAUCUUCAUACCCAUCUUCUACCGACUGAAUAUCUCCAGUGCUUAUGAGUACCUGGAGCUUCGAUUCACUAAGACUGUGCGACUGUGUGGAACCCUAACCUUCAUCUUUCAGAUGGUGAUCUACAUGGGUGUUGUUCUUUAUGCCCCAGCCUUGGCACUCAAUGCAGUGACAGGCUUCGAUCUGUGGGGCUCAGUGCUCGCUCUAGGCAUUGUGUGUACUAUCUAUACUAGUCUGGGUGGGCUGAAGGCGGUCAUUUGGACAGAUGUGUUCCAGACAGUAGUCAUGUUACUGGGGCAGCUAGCUGUUGUCAUCGUGGGGGCUGCCAAGGUGGGCGGCUUAGGGCAUGUUUGGGAUGUGGCUUCACAGCAUGGCCGUAUCUCUGGGAUUGACCUGAAUCCAGACCCAUUUGUGCGGCACACCUUCUGGAGUCUGUGUUUUGGGGGAGUUUUUAUGAUGCUCUCCUUAUAUGGAGUAAACCAGGCCCAGGUACAGCGCUACCUCAGCUCCCGUAGUGAAAAGACUGCUAUUCUUUCCUGCUACGCUGUAUUUCCCUGCCAGCAGGUGGUACUCAGCAUUGGCUGCCUCAUUGGUCUCGUCAUGUUUGUCUAUGACCUUGACCACCCCCUAGCACCAGAGCAAGCUCAAGUCUCCUCUGACCAGAUGGUCCUAUACUUUGUGAUGGAGGUCCUGGGGGAGCUGCCUGGCUUACCUGGGCUCUUUGUUGCCUGUCUCUUCAGUGGUUCUCUCAGCACUAUCUCCUCAGCUUUCAAUUCACUCGCAACAGUCACGAUAGAAGAUCUUAUCCGACCCCGCUUCCCCAAUAUCUCAGAGAAGCGUGCCACCUUGAUUUCCAAGGUCCUUGCUGUAGUCUAUGGCCUGGUAUGUCUCGGAAUGGCCUAUCUCUCCUCCUUAAUGGGGCCUGUGCUGCAGGCAGCAAUAAGCAUCUUUGGGAUGGUUGGGGGACCUCUGCUUGGACUCUUCUGCCUUGGCUUUUUCUUCCCUUGUGCCAACUCAACUGGUGCAGUGGUGGGUCUGCUGGCUGGACUUAUCAUGGCCUUCUGGAUUGGCAUCGGGACUAUGGUGAGCAGCAUGACCUCAAAUACAGUGCUCCCUCCCCACAAUGGCACUGGCUUCCCCUCAUAUAGAAAUACGACAGAUGUCACUAUGACUACAGUGAUGCCCUCAGCAAUGUCCACGCCCACAGGACUGCAGCGAUUCUACAACCUGUCCUAUUUAUGGUACAGUGCACACAAUUCCACCACAGUUAUUGUUGUGGGACUGCUUGUCAGUUUCCUCACUGGUGGGACAAGGGGCCAGCCCCCAAACCCUCGGACAGUUUACCCAGUGUUGCCACGGCUGUUUGCCCUCCUGCCCAUCUCCUGUCGGAACUGUCUGCCCUGCCGGGACUAUCUCCAAGACCUUUCCUAUAAGACGGAUAAGAUACCAGAGAAGAUAAGCAAUGGAAAGCUGACUGGCUGUGGGGAAGAGGAAAUGGUGGUAGUACCUGAGCAAGGCCACAUCCAGGAGGACCAUGGUUAUGCCUUCAUACUACAGGAGACAUCACUGUGACCUGGGAGCAGAAGAGAAUCCAUUGUCUCUCAUUCUCCCUCUACUACCCAUGAGGCAAACACAUCAACUCUCUCUCCCAGUAAACCAAAAGCAAGCCUGUGUCUAUUCCAGCGGGAUAUCUGAGCCUGGUGACCCAGUAUGCACCAAAGGACCAUCUUUCCACAUGAUGUACCCUACACAAUAGCUGCAGCCAUGAUUUCCUGUCA